CCGUACAAAAGUAAUAUGAUCAAUAUGUCAACAGACUUGGGUGACGUCUACUCAAACUCAUGUACAUUUGCAAUUUUGUCAUAAUCCGCUGUUAUCCGACAGAGGGAGCUCGAAUGACGUGUCACUCGGGUACAGUCUGCCCCAGCACCUGACAGCUUCCUUCCAUUGACAGGGGCAGCCCUCUGUACCGUCUUCAUCUGUUUGAGAACUUGAAUGGCAGUUUUGUGAGGGACAACGUGCAUCUAGCUUGUUUAAAGGGAUUAAUCUUCUAAAUCCUCAAUUGUCUUCUGUACCCAAAAAUCCAUUAAUUAUUGGUCCAGAGCCACAUAGGCAACACGUUUUUUUUCAUGCAUACAAUAUCCUACACAUGCCAGUAAUAACCACACGCCAUGCCCAUAGAGACGUUUUUGGCAGGGAAUACAGAGGAGUGGAUGUUGUCAAUGUUGUUUAGACUGGUUUCUCUGUGAAUCGAGAAGACAUUUGAUGGUUUACUGACAUGUUUCCUUAUCCUACCUGGCUUUGAAGGUUAGUGUGUAGGCUUAAAUUCUCAUUAAAGGCCCUGGUGGUGGCUCCCUAAAAGAAGGGCCCUGGAGGCUUCUUUGUUGUUUGACAAAGAUCUCUAUUGGGCAAAGACUGUCAAAGAGAGAGAGCCUGACCUAACUUGGCUAAUUGUUUCGUCCAUUUGCCGGCAUUUUGGAUGAGAGCAUUAAAAAACAUUAGUCGAGGGAUUAAUCUUAAAAUGAUUAUUCAACAAAUGAUUUAUUUACAGACUUAAAACAUUUGCUAAAGAGAAGUGUAUUGAUUAUACAAGAAAGUCCGACUGGUGGUGGUGUGGGUAAACGGGGAUGCCGCUGGAGAGUUUUGCUCAUUGUUAGCCAGGAAAGCUAGUUCUUCCCUGCAGCCUUCCCUUUCCCUCUGACAGAUGUUGGGCAUCAGUGAGCAUGCUCAGCACUGAGUUGAUCUCUGCUGCUCCUGCUGUAUAGAGGGGGUACUGAUUAGAGCAGACAACCUGGCCUCUUUGGCCUUCACAGGAACGACCCACUCUUAUGGCGUCAGCUCAGCUCCUUGAAGGCACGGCCUCUGUUGCUGACAGACAAAGCCCACAGGUCUGGCCAAAGGCAGAGUGGUUAAAGGGGAGGCCAUGGAGGAUGGGAUGGAGUCACCUGGGGACCGAGCGGAGGAGGGAGAUGCAUCAAGAGACGAGGAGGUAGCUGCCAGACUGCAGUCCAGUCCCAGAGCAGAGGCGGAGCUAAAUGGGACCUAUGAGAGUGCAGAGUUGGGGAACAGACACAAGAACCCCACCCCCCUGGUCUCCCAGGCCAACGGGUCACAGGCGGCUACAGAGAAUGGGAUGAUGGAAACGGACCUGCCUCACGGCUCCACCACCGGUAGUAACGGAUACAUCCUCAGCAAGCAGCAGGAGGGGGGGUCUUCGACGGCUGCCCCACACAGGACUAGCUGGUUGCCCUCAGGCACCACCAUGAUUGGACACGCUGCCAAAACUUUCCCGUCUUUGGCAGCCGGGUGCGACCACAGUCUGGGUGCAAUAAGGACUGAUACCCAGGAUGCCGGGUCCUCGUCGGGACAGGGGACCUCAGACGCAGAGACUAAAAACGGCACGUCCCCUAACGACUCCCCCGCCCCUUCCCCGCAGUCCAUCGCCAUACACCGAGCACGCAAAACCAUGUCCAUGCCAGCAUCCAACCAGACACUAAAGCUUCUAAACAGGAAAUUAACAGAACCAAACGGUGCAGACGAGGAGAGUCAGAAUGGACCGGAGGAGGAGAAGUCCCAGCAGACGUCCCCCUCCCAGAACCAGUUACCUCCGAGCCAAAGCGUCGUGCCGGCUGCAGCAACGGCCAAGUCCCAGACAGCAUCGAGGAAGAAGAAACGGAAGAUGGGAACAUACAGUCUGGUCCCCAGGAAGAAAACGAAAGUGCUGAGGCAGGGGACGGUGCUGCAGAUGUUUAGUCAACUUCAAUCAACUCAAAGUGCACAGUCUAAAGAGGUAUCACACGUGAACGGGGAAAGGGUGGAGAACGAGUCAGAGGAGGAAGGGUGGGAGGAUGGAGAGGAGUGGGAGGAAGAGGUGGCGCAGGGUGGAGAGGAAGGUGUCCCCACAGCCCUGGAGAAGAGGCAAACAUCAGGCCCUGCCCUUCAGGGGGAGCUGGGAGAGGAGCCGGACUCUGAGGAAUCAGCUGAGGAGGAAGGUGAAGAAGAGGGGAACGAGUCAGACUUGAGCUCGGAAUCCAGCGUGAAGAAGAGGUUGAAAAAGAAAUCAAAGGGAGACUACUUCUUGCUCCGGCCAUCCAGGAAACGGAAUAGGAAGCCCAAGACUGAGGGACUCCCUGGCACAGGGCCCCAGGGCCAGGCAGGCCUGAGUAAGGACUACACAGAGGUUCCCCUCCACUCACUCAACCUUAAAGCCAAGGAAAUGCUGCUCUCCCCACAGCACACAGGAGUUACUGGGGGUGUGGAGGAAGACAUGGUGCAGGAGCUACCCCUCUGCAGCUGUCGCAUGGAGACACCCAAGAGCCGGGAGAUCCUCACACUGGCCGACAGGAAAUGCAUGGCCACGGAGAGCUUUGACCGACAGCUAAGCAGAUGUCAGAGUGCGGUUCUAAAGCAUGAGAUGAUGCGUCCUUCGAACUCGGUGCAGCUGCUGGUGCUCUGUGAGGACCACCGGGCCGGCAUGGUCAAACACCAGUGCUGCCCCGGCUGUGGCUUCUUCUGCAGGGCUGGGACCUUCAUGGAGUGCCAAUUGGAUGUCAACAUCUCCCACCGUUUCCACCGGGCCUGUGCCUCGGUGCUGAAGGGCCAAACCUUCUGUCCACACUGUGGAGAGGAGGCCAGCAAGGCCAAGGAGGUCACCAUUGCCAAGGCCGACACCACCUCCACCAUGCCCGCCACACAUGCUGCACACGGCCCUGCCACCCCCGGGGCUACAGAGGGCAGGGCAGACACCACCACUGGGGGUCUAUCCUGUUUCUCUGUGGGAGGUGAUAUAAGUGGCCGAGCAGACAGCUCUCUCUCCAUCCCCCCUGGGCACACACUGGACACCUCCUUCCCUGGGGGUUCCAGAACCGGAGUACUGCCUCCUGCGGUGGGGAUUGGGAUGGGCAUAGGAGUGGGCACCACCCCUAAAGAGACCUUGGAGAGCAUCCUGCUGGCACUGGACACAGAGAAACCCAAGAAGCUGCGGUUUCACCCCAAGCAGCUGUUCAUCUCUGCCAAACAGGGCGAGCUACAGAAGGUCCUUCUCAUGCUGGCGGAUGGGAUGGACCCUAACUUUAAGAUGGAGAGCCAGAGCAGACGCACCCCCCUCCAUGUAGCAGCUGCGGCAGGCCACCAGGAGAUCUGUCACCUGCUGGUUCAGUCUGGUGCUAACCUGGACAUCUGUGAUGGGGACCAGCGCACACCCCUGAUGGAGGCCUGUGAGAACAACCACCUGGAGACAGUCCGCUACCUACUGAGUGCAGGAGCCAUCGCCAGCCACAAGGAUGUGGAGGGGUUCACGUGUCUCCACCUAGCUGCUAAGAUUGGCCAUUACAACAUCGUGGAGCAUCUCCUCUCCACAGGACUCAUAGACAUCAACUGUCAGGACGAUGGUGGUUGGACAGCCAUGAUCUGGGCAACGGAGUAUAAGCACCUAAACCAGGUGGAGCUGCUUCUCAUUAAAGGGGCUGACAUCAACAUCAGAGACAAGGAGGAGAACAUCUGUCUCCACUGGGCUGCGUUCUCUGGCAGUGUGGAGAUUGCUGAGCUCCUCCUAGAGGCCAAGUGUGAUCUCCACGCUGUCAACAUCCAUGGAGACUCCCCUCUGCACAUCGCCGCGCGGGAGAACAGGCUUGAAUGUGUCACACUCUUGCUGUCUCGUGGGGUGGAUGUCAACUUGAAGAACCGCGAGGGGGAGACCCCGCCGGACUGCUGCAGCCGCAGCUCCAGGGUGUGGCUCACCCUUCAAACAAACAGGAGGAUUAGGGAGGCCAGGAGCAGCAACAAGGGGGAGAAGGUCCUCAACAGAGACAUAGCCCGGGGGUAUGAGAGAGUUCCAGUCCCCUGUGUCAACUCGGUGGAUAGUGAGCCCUGUCCGGACAACUAUAAAUACGUGCCAGACAACUGUGUCACCUCCCCCAUGAACAUAGACAAGAACAUCACACACUUACAGUACUGUGUGUGUAAAGACAACUGCUCCUCAAGCAGCUGCAUGUGUGGCCAGCUCAGCCUACGCUGUUGGUAUGACAAGAAUGGUCGUCUGCUCCCUGAGUUCUAUUGUGAGGAACCACCCCUUAUCUUCGAGUGUAACCACGCCUGCUCCUGCUGGAGAACCUGCAAGAACCGUGUGGUCCAGAACGGACUGAGGGUCCGGCUCCAGCUGUUCCGGACCAGUCGGAUGGGCUGGGGGGUCCGGACACUGCAAGAAAUUCCUCAGGGGACCUUUGUGUGCGAGUGGGUCCGGGCCCCACUUCUUGUCCACAGGUACGUGGGGGAGAUCAUCUCUGAUGCAGAGGCAGAUGUCAGGGAAAACGACUCCUAUCUGUUCAACCUGGAUAGCAAGGUGGGUGACGUGUACUGCAUAGAUGCCCGUUUCUAUGGCAACAUCAGCCGGUUCAUCAACCACAUGUGCGAGCCGAACCUAUUCUCCUGCCGGGUGUUCACGGCACACCAGGACCUGCGCUUCCCCCAUAUCGCCUUCUUCGCCUGCGAGACCAUCAAGGCUGGGGAAGAGCUAGGGUUUGACUACGGUGACAAUUUCUGGGAAAUCAAGGGAAAGCACUUUAGCUGUGAGUGCGGCUCUCCCAAGUGCAAGCACUCUGCAGCGACCAUCGCCCUGCGCCAGGCAGACAGCUCACCCCUGGACCAGCAGUCCAGCGCCCUCCCUGACACCAGCUCCUCCACCACCCCUUUCUGAGCCUCCUCUGACACUCUCACAAAAAGGACUUCCAAACCAGUGGAGAUAUGUCUCCGUUCCCCCAAAGAGCAACCUCCACCCCUAGGCCGUACGUCCCCAGACGCCCCACCUCCAUCCCCAGUUGAAUCAUCACCUUCAGGCCUGUGGAGCCCAUCACUAAGACCUAAAAUCAACCCCACAGAAACCCACCUGCUUCAUGUUUCAACCAGCUCUAACAUCACCUCCUUACCAGCACAAACUCUGAACUUCUGCUAAAACUCACCCUCAGUGCAGGACAUAUUGGACAGGAAGCCAGUCUGUUGACGUGUGUCCGAUGCACUAUGAACAACUUUUAUGAGAAGAAAAAAAACACUACUAUGAGCCUGGCUCUUGUUUUUGUUUCCCAUUUGUCAUUCUCAAACCGGCUUUGUGCUCAGUUCUGGGUAAUGGUGUUUCCUGGCCCUUGGUCUGAAUUAAGUUUGUACUAAGCAACAAUGUAUAUCUAUCCAUGAAAAAUAUUUCCACUGUGCGAAAGGCAUUUGUAGCAUAGGAGUGCCCUUACCCUCUCACAUGAUACCAUAGAAAUGAGAAAUGUUCAUGCACAAUUUGAGACGUUUGAUGUAUUUACCUCAUGCUAUAGUUUGAUUGCAAAGGGGACAGAGGACUUCAGUCACAAUCAUGUAUGUUUCUACUGGGCUUCUUCUCUUGAGCAUUUCUACAGGAAAAUAAUUGUCAGUGCUGGAUAUCAAUUAUGAAAACAAAAAAUACUUUUGAAUUCACUUUAUAUUCAAAUCUAAUUUGAAAUCUAAUAUUAUAUUCUGUUACAUUUAGUCAAGUGUAUUGUAUGCAGAAUCAGGUUAUGGAAAGGAAAGACCUUUUGAUAAUGAUCAUGAGUACAACAUUUGAAGUCAAUGAGAAUACUAACCAAUCAUCUCACUGUUCUGUUUCGAGGGGUGAAGUAAUGUUGAUACUGACCAGUAAAGGCAGGUGCAAUCUGUUUUGACCAAAGGAGUGGCAGAUUCUGUCAGUUCUGGCAUGAAUUCCUCUUCAACACACUGGUCCUUUUCUAUUAAAUACUUUUCUUCUGGAAAUGGUAUGUGCAUAUAUGAAAGGUGGUGUGACAUCAAAUUGCCCAACUGUAAUGGUGUCAAGAUUGCAAAAGGGUUGAGGUGGGAGUUGACUAAGCUGUACAGUUAUGUACUAUACUGUACCUACAAAAUUAAAGCGGGUGGAUUUUUAUUUUUUAUCUGCAAGAUUUUUAAGCAUGUUUAAGGCUGACACCUUGAAUAAUACGUUUUUAAAUACAUUUUCCACUCCUGGAGGGACUGCAUUGGGGUUGACUGUUAAUGGGGUGAGAUGCAAGCAAAUUCUGCUGCCAAUGUUUUCUUUUCCUUUUGUUGAUUUUGCAUUGUAAAAUUAAGCCAAUUUUUCUUUUUACAUUUUAACUUCAGUUUUGUAUCUGUAGUUACUGUAGUUUAGCCUGUUUCAAUUUUGUUACACCAUUUCAUGUUGAUGGAAACCUACACAUUAUUCCUAUGUAUUUAAUGUGGUUAGUAUAGUAGUGACUCUUGUGCACAUUUUCAAAGGUAUGAAUAUAAAAAGGUUAUACAAAAUUAUCUACUUUCUGUUACAUAUUUCUGGACCGUGCAACAUCCAUCUAAUUGGUUGUAUCUUUCUUUUUCAAUAAAUUUACUACUAAUGGA
Oncorhynchus tshawytscha (Chinook salmon) is the source of this 6594-nucleotide messenger RNA. RefSeq names its product histone-lysine N-methyltransferase EHMT1-like. Gene Ontology annotation, molecular function: protein-lysine N-methyltransferase activity; p53 binding; histone methyltransferase activity. The record is from RefSeq and is a predicted model, not a curated record. Lineage: Eukaryota; Metazoa; Chordata; Actinopteri; Salmoniformes; Salmonidae. Gene Ontology annotation, cellular component: nucleus. Bases 1142 to 4912 code for a protein of 1256 amino acids. The transcript is spliced from 27 exons.